GCAAGGUGAAGGUGCCCAGCAGGCUGAGGCUUGUGUGCAACCCACAAGAGAGCUCGCUAACACCAGCAAGAAGGUUCAGAACAGCCUGGCUUUGGAAAGGAAUUUCAUCCUGCCCACACACUGCAUAGCAGGAGGGAAGCAUGUCUACUUUAUCCAAUUUCACACAGACGCUGGAAGACGUCUUCCAAAGGAUUUUUAUUACUUAUAUGGACAAUUGGCGCCGGAACACGACAGCUGAGCAAGAGGCCCUCCAAGCCAAAGUUGAUGCUGAGAACUUCUACUAUGUCAUCCUGUACCUCAUGGUGAUGAUUGGAAUGUUCUCUUUCAUUAUCGUGGCCAUCCUGGUGAGCACCGUGAAAUCCAAGAGACAGGAACACUCCAAUGACCCCUACCACCAGUACAUUGUAGAGGACUGGCAGGAAAAGUACAAGAGCCAAAUCUUGAAUCUAGAAGAAUCAAAGGCCACCAUCCAUGAGAAUACUGGUGCGACUGGGUUCAAAACAUCCCCCUGAUAAGGGAGAAAGGCACCAAGUCAACAUCUGACAUCCAGACACAAAGAGAUGCCAGUGCCACGAGGCUAAUCCAAAUUGUCAUGGCUUAGAAGAAAGCAAGUUCCUUGCUCUCUGUUGAGAAUUUUCAUGGAGAUUAUGUGGUUGGCCAAUAAAGAUAGAUGACAUUUCAGUCUCAGUGAUUUAUGCUUGCUUGUUGGAGCAAUAGUUUGUGCUGAAGACCUCUUUUGCUUUCUGGGCAAGUAAAUGUCAUUUUAAUCAAUAUUAGUGGUGAAAAUAAAGUCAAAUUUGAAGUAGAGUGUCUGGGCAGUGGCCGUGGGGAUAGAAAAGAGAGAUUUACAAAUCAUUGAAUCUCCUUUCUCAUGAAACAUUAUUUGUGUGUGACAAAUUCAAUUUAUAAAUAACCCAGAUGUAUUAUGUAGAAGCUGAGGCUCAAAAGCUGUCACUUGCUUACCAGACAGACAUAGGAGCAUUUAUCUAUAAUAUUAAUUCAUGAGUAUGGAGUCAGAAGAGAUGAAUAAGCAAACCAUAAGUUUACUUUA
This is a messenger RNA of Rhinopithecus roxellana (golden snub-nosed monkey), 1051 nucleotides long. It is a transcript of the gene KCNE2, whose product is annotated as potassium voltage-gated channel subfamily E regulatory subunit 2. Bases 141 to 512 code for a protein of 123 amino acids. The record is from RefSeq and is a predicted model, not a curated record. Lineage: Eukaryota; Metazoa; Chordata; Mammalia; Primates; Cercopithecidae. Gene Ontology annotation, biological process: negative regulation of delayed rectifier potassium channel activity; regulation of heart rate by cardiac conduction; regulation of ventricular cardiac muscle cell membrane repolarization. The transcript has 2 exons. Gene Ontology annotation, molecular function: delayed rectifier potassium channel activity; transmembrane transporter binding; potassium channel regulator activity. Gene Ontology annotation, cellular component: membrane.